Molecule: messenger RNA, 1293 nt
Organism: Solanum dulcamara
Lineage: Eukaryota; Viridiplantae; Streptophyta; Magnoliopsida; Solanales; Solanaceae
Product: probable leucine-rich repeat receptor-like protein kinase At1g35710
Exons: 3
Coding region: 1-1293 (430 amino acids)
Molecular function (GO): protein binding
Source: RefSeq, a predicted model, not a curated record
AUGUUUCAUCACCAUACUUGUUCACUAGCUAAUAUUAGCAUUGAUAAAGAUGCUCUUCUUUCCUUGAAAUCUCACAUUUCUUCUGAUCCUAACAACAUCCUAGCAAGAAACUGGUCUUCUUCCAGCCCAGUUUGCAGCUGGAUCGGAAUCACUUGCAGCUCCCGCCACAAUCGAGUCACUGUUUUAGACAUUUCUAGCAUGCAACUUCAUGGUACCAUACCUCCACACCUUGGAAACCUCUCAUUUCUUGUUUCCCUCAACAUCAGUAACAACACUUUCCAUGGAGAUUUGCCAGAAGAGUUGGCCCAUUUACAAAGGUUGAAAUCGAUUGAUGUCAAAAGCAAUAACCUCACUGGAGCCAUUCCAUCAUUUUUAAGUUUGUUACCAAACCUACGGUUUGUGUACCUUUCGAUGAAUCAAUUUUCGGGAGAAAUUCCUUCUUUCAUUUCCAAUAUAACAAAGCUGGAAGUGUUGAGAAUACAGAACAAUUUUCUCAAAGGAGAGAUCCCUAGGGAAAUCGGUGAUCUUCCUUUCCUGACUAUCCUAGACCUGCAAAGCAAUCAGCUUAGUGGGGCUAUACCACCAUCAAUCUUCAACAUUACGACGAUGGAAAUCAUUGCUCUUACAAGGAACAAUCUCACUGGUGAGCUUCCAAUAACUAUAUGUGGCCAUCUUCCAAAUUUGAAAGGGCUUUACCUCUCAAAAAACAACCUAGGUGGCAUUAUUCCACCAAACCUGGAGAAAUGCAGAAAGCUUCAAGUCUUGUCAUUGUCGGACAAUGAGUUUAUUGGAACUGUACCGAGAGAGCUAGCCAACUUAACAGCUCUUACGGGAUUAGCUAUUGCAGCUCUGCAUUUGGAAGGAGAGAUACCAGUGGAGCUCAGUAAUCUUAAAAAUCUACAGAAUUUUGUGUUAGCACAGAAUCAGUUUAGUGGUUCUGUCCCUCCAACCAUUUUCAACAUGUCAGCACUGCGGGUUCUAGUACUUGAUAGAAACAAGCUUUCAGGUACUCUACCUUCAGAUUUAGGUCGUGGAAUGCCCAAUCUAGAAGAACUUUAUUGUGGAGGAAAUAAUCUUACAGGCUUUAUCUCUGAUUCAAUCUCAAAUUCUUCAAGACUCAGAGCACUUGAUCUCGUAGGCAAUAGUUUCACAGGUACAAUCCCGGGAUCACUUGGUAACUUAGAGUACCUUGAGAUACUGGACUUUGGGGGAAAUAAUUUUGUCAGCGAUUCAACAUUGAGCUUCCUCACAUCAUUUACAAAAUGUAGGAAUCUAAGAGCACUCUGUUGGUAA